Molecule: messenger RNA, 657 nt
Organism: Colletotrichum acutatum
Lineage: Eukaryota; Fungi; Ascomycota; Sordariomycetes; Glomerellales; Glomerellaceae
Exons: 3
Coding region: 95-490 (131 amino acids)
Cellular component (GO): cytosol
Molecular function (GO): protein-disulfide reductase [NAD(P)H] activity
Source: RefSeq, a predicted model, not a curated record
UAUUUCUCCAAGGCUGGCUAUUAUUUCAAGGAUUUGAAAACAUACCUAGCGGCUUAAUAAGCUAGAUCGAACGUGUAGGUCAUCUUCCGCAAAUAUGCCGAUUAUUCCCGAGCUCAAGCUUCCGGAGGAUGCGAGCGCCCUAGGGCGGUAUACGACAAAUCCCACAGCCCCUUUUUUCAUCACAUUCACCACGUCGGACCAUCCUGAUACGGGAGAGUCAUGGUGCCCAGAUGUCCGAGCCGCACUCCCUCACAUCAUAGCCGCCUUCUUGCCUUCAAGCGCACCCGAAAUGGCCUUCGUCGAAGUAGGGCAGCGGCCUGAGUGGAGAGUCCCUACAAAUGUGUUUCGCACCAAGUGGAACGUCAACAAUGUGCCGACAAUUGUUCGGUAUGAGCUUUCAGAUGGCGAAGUGAAGGAAACGGGUAGACUCGUAGAAGACGAGAUACUGGAUGAGAAGCGACUGAGAGAACUAGUCCGCAAUAAUUCAUGAGUUGUGGACCUAAGCCGCCUGUUCAAGCUUAAAAUGACGAGCCUGUGCCGCUCGCUAACAUCGAUCAGUACUAGUCUACUGAGCCAAUCUCGGCCGCAUUGGCUCCCGUUUGCUGGUGCUAAGGAUCAGGGGCAAACAUGAAUCCUUCGAAAAAUUCUCAGGCAUCG